Molecule: messenger RNA, 1161 nt
Organism: Leishmania mexicana MHOM/GT/2001/U1103
Lineage: Eukaryota; Euglenozoa; Kinetoplastea; Trypanosomatida; Trypanosomatidae
Exons: 1
Coding region: 1-1161 (386 amino acids)
Source: RefSeq, a predicted model, not a curated record
AUGAACUACCUGCGCACCGUGGUAUCCGAUGUGAAGCUGAAGUACAGGGCCAGCCGCGUUGUGGCCGAGUGCGUGCUCAGGAGAGAGCAGCCGGAGUUUUCGCAGUUUCUGACCGAGUGCGUGACUAUCGCGGACGGGCACCCAGAACUGAUCCUGUCAACCAUUCGACUCUAUCUCGAAUAUAAUCAGCCAGGGAGGGCCUACGGAGGCCUGCUGCUGCUGGAGCAGCUGGUGUCGCUGUGCAACUACGCCUUCCACUUAGCCCUGGCGAGGGACUACGACAUACAAGACCGCAUCAUUCACCUAGCCAUGAAGCGCGGCGAAGGUGAGGCGCACCAAAAAGCUCAGCGACUCGCCCGCCUGACGCUGCUCGAGUACUCACGUCUCUUCGUGGAUGAUCGCGAGUUGCUUCGGCUGUCGGCGCUGGUCUCCUCCUUCGAGCUCCGGACACACAAGAGUUUGAUGCGAUGCCUCAACGUGCAGAAUCGACGCGUGCGCUUCCGUGACGUGGAGAAGAGCGACAUAAUUCCCAUCAGCCCCAAGGAGUGCGCCGGCUUCACAAGCUCCUCUGGUGACCGGCCUGUGAAGCCGCUGCAGCUGAGCUCGGCUCCCGAGGUGUGGCCGUGCCGCGUUUGCACCUAUCUCAACGCCCCGUCCGCCACGCGCUGCGCCGCCUGCGAGACGCUGCACACCACAGACACAGUGACUCACCGCUCCUCGCCGCAUACAACACCAAAGAUGUCACCUGCCUACUCCACGCCAUCGGCAGCGGCGAAUGGCACCAACGCAGGAGGGCGCUCGGCCGUUGUGCCGCCGCUGCCGAUGGCCGCGGAGAGCGAGAUAGAGACCGGCGACUCCCAGACGUCGAGCGGUGCCAACAUGGAGGACAUGGAUGCGACGUCUCCCAUCAGCGACCGGGACGAUACUUCCGGGGCGCACGUCCACCCAUGCCAUGUCCCGCCGACAGCCGUGUACGCAGACCCGGCGCUCCUGCCCCACAUCACCACCAGCACCGCGGUGUCGACGUCCACGUCAGACACAUCAGCACACAUAGCACCAUCGAUGGCUAGUGAGCCCGGCGAUGGGGCUGGCGAGGUGUACUAUGGCCGUAUUGAAGGCUCCACAGCACACGGCGUGGCACCACACGAGCUGGAAAAGUAG